This is a messenger RNA of Nothobranchius furzeri (turquoise killifish), 8327 nucleotides long. RefSeq names its product kinesin family member 26Ab (gene kif26ab). NCBI's taxonomy places the organism in Eukaryota, Metazoa, Chordata, Actinopteri, Cyprinodontiformes, Nothobranchiidae. Gene Ontology annotation, biological process: microtubule-based movement. The record is from RefSeq and is a predicted model, not a curated record. Gene Ontology annotation, molecular function: ATP binding; microtubule motor activity; microtubule binding.
CCACAUGAAAUAUUCAAAGUUUACCAAUGAAAUAUUAAAUUAGUGGCCCCCACACCCCAUUCAGAGCUGCUGUUACGUGUUUUGAACGGAGGAUGGCGCCAGAGUCACGCUGCUGACGCACAGCGCUGCGCCUGAGCGGUAACUGCAGAAGCGCACUUUAAUUGCAACAGUUAAGGUAAAAGCCUACACAAGAAAUCUGUUCAAAGGGACAUUUCCCAAAACUUGCUUUUAGAAAAACAGCAGUUUUGCUCUUUUCUGACCAGAUUUUACGUCCAUAAAGAUUUGAUUUCACAUAAGAUUGGACCAAACGUUCAAAUGAGUGAUGUGAUUUUAUUUCAUUUGGGAUAUAUUGUGCCACAAAAUGUAAACAAUAAAAUGGUAUUAUAAGAGGGAACAUUUAAAAGAGAAGACGUAUCUCUGGUCUUAAACAGAGCCCACAGUGAGGGAAAGUUUCCCCAGCCCUCCCUUUCCAGCAGUGCGCCACACCUCCCUCCUGUGCCAUGCAUGCAGAACUCGAGCGCAACUUGAAAACUUUUGGACACCAGCUCUCUGUGCAGCUCAGAUGUGACAGAUGACAGGUAACCCGGAGUCAGGUCUGCAGCGCAUGGCUCUGUCCUGCUCAGCACCUGAAGGUGAAAACCAAAACCAAGGAGAAUGAGUUCAUGUGGGUCCAGCUGGCUUUCUGGAGAGGACCAUUACAGCCGCACGUUUACUGUGGAGGGAUGUCCGAGUGGAGAGUCCGCGGUGACCCCCAGGAAAAGGAUUUACUCUGCGGAGGACCCGCGUUGCAGCAGCCGACCUCCUCCCGAGGGCGCCGGGUCGGUCUCCAUCUCCGAGUCGGAGGAGAAAGGAGGCUUUUGCCAGCAGUGCCAGAAGAGGCUCUCGGAGCUGAAGAGACAGGCGCUGGCUCUGGCUGAUCAAAACUCCUUAAAGGAUCCUGGAUAUGCAUCCUUCCUGUUUGGGCAGCUUCAAACACUUGGAAAUCCUGAACCCGACUGCUGCCAGGUGUGCUCCACGCCUCUUCACCAGCUGAGGCAGGAAGCCCUGCAGACCUUUGGCUCAGACAUGGCAGCCUUGCCAACUCCAUCCAUGUUACCGCAGCCUUCCAGAUUCACUGUGUCGUCCUCCAGCGUCCACGCCAAACAACUACUGAAGAGCCAGCCUGUUACACGCUCCGUCCUGCCUUUGGGGGAGCGACACAAAGUACCGGGAUGGUCACAGAGCCCCUCUUCAUCUUUGGGGUCUAAAACCAGCGUUCAGGUUACAGUAGCAGGAGGUCAGCUCACCGGAUCUAUGAGCACCGUCACCAUCCAGGCGCAGCAGUAUCUUGAUGGAAUGUGGAGCAUCUCCAGUGUCAACAACCUUCUGCCUCAGCCUAAACCUACCCACGGUUUGAUGGGGGAUGCAGACAGUGAUGUCACAGCCUUGGAGGCCCCUGUCACCACCAUGACCAACACCAGCAGCAGCAGCAGCACCCUGGCGCCCUGCCGACUGAGGAGCUCCAGCCAAACGGGACUCCCAGCACCCAUAACCAGUGCGUCCUCCUCUCCCUCCUCAUCUGCAGCUGCCUCAUUCUUCAUUAGGGCAGCUCAGAAGCUGAACCUUUCCUCCAAGCGGAAGAAAAACCAGCCGUCACCGCUUCAUCCACAGGAGCCCUCCAUCUACCCGACCAAUUUCAGCGGCAUCCUGCAGGUCUCAUCGCCCCCUGCCCCACCAUGCCUGCUCCGAGCUGUGUCCAAAGUGAAAGAGAACCCCGGGAUGGGAAAGGUGAAAGUGAUGAUGCGGAUUUGCCCAGCUCCGGAGCCUUCGGACUCCUCCGAGUUCCAGUCCUUCCUAAAAGUCGACAGCAGGAAGAAGCAGCUCACCCUUUAUGACCCUGCAUCCAGCCCUCACUCCAGCUCAGGGCACAGGAGGUCUGCCACUGUGGCUGUCCCAAAGAUAUUCGCCUUUGAUGCUGUUUUCACCCAGGAUUCCUCACAAGCUGAGGUGUGCUCAGGGACGGUAGCGGAGGUCAUCCAGUCGGUGGUAAAUGGUGCAGACGGCUGCAUCUUCUGCUUCGGUCAAGUCAAGCUCGGCAAAACCUACACCAUGAUUGGUAAAGACAGCUCCAUGCAGAGCCUCGGCAUUGUGCCCUGUGCCAUUUCCUGGCUUUUCAAGCUCAUCAACGAGCGCAGGGAGAAGACUGGUACACGGUUCUCAGUCCGUGUCUCUGCGGUGGAAAUCUUUGGGAAGGAUGAAGAGCUGAAAGACCUGCUGUCUGAGGUGUCAACCGGCAGCCUGCAGGAAGGCCAGUCGCCGGGAAUCCAUCUGAGAGAGGAUCCCAUCUGUGGCACUCAGCUCCAGAAUCAGAGCGAGCUUCGAGCCCCUACUGCUGAAAAAGCCGCCUUCUUCCUGGAUGCAGCCCUGGCUGCUCGCAGCACCAGCAGACCGAACGCGGAUGACGACGAGAGGCGGAACUCCCACAUGUUGUUCACGCUGCACAUUUACCAAUAUCGCAUGGAGAAGAGCAGCAAAGGCGGAAUGUCGGGCGGACGGAGCAGGCUGCACCUUAUUGACUUGGGGAGCUGUGAAAAGGUCCUGAGUAAGAGCAGAGACGGCGGUGGAGGCUUGUGUCUUUCCCUGAACGCACUGGGAAACGUCAUCAUGGCUUUGGCAAAUGGGGCAAAACACGUACCUUAUAAGGACAGCAAGCUGACAAUGCUGUUGAGGGAGUCCCUCGGCAACAUCAACUGCAGAACCACCAUGAUUGCCCACAUUUCGGAUUCUCCGGCCAACUACGCAGACUCACUCACCACCAUCCAGCUGGCUUCCCGUAUCCAUCGCAUGAGGAAGAAGAAAACAAAGUAUGCAUCCAGUUCUUCUGGAGGGGAAAGUUCAUGUGAGGAAGGGAAGGUUCGGCGGCCGCCUCACCUAAGGCCGUUUCACCCUCGGACCGUAGCCCUGGACCCAGACUUGCCCGCCCUGCUCAGCGACCCAGAAUACUCAUCGAGCAGUGAACAGUCUUGUGACACCGUUAUUUAUGUGGGCCCUGGGGGAGCUGCGAUCUCUGAUAGGGAGCUGAGUGACAACGAAGGCCCACCUGCCUUUGUUCCAAUCAUCCCCUCCUUAAACAAGAAAAGAUCUACUAAAGAAGGCCCUCUGGACAGAGACCAGUUUUUUAAAUGCAACACAUUUGCAGAGCUUCAGGAGAGGUUGGAGUGUAUAGAUGGUAGUGAAGAACCCACUGCUUUUGUUGGAGAGGGCAAGAAAAGCCAAGCUAGCCCUAACACUGACAAAUCUAAGGAAGGCCAAGGCUCUAAUUCACCAAAGACUGUAGCAAAUAUUCCCAACAGCCAAGAGGGCACGUCGAACAAACUUUUCCCCAAACCUGUCACCAUGCCCUGCAGCCCUAAUAUUAAACCUAAACUGGACACUGUAAUGACACAAUGCAUACAUGAAGAAAGUGCUUCAUCAGAAAAUGUUCUCAACAUUUGCAGAACUAGUGCCGAUGGUGAGAAGGCCCUGAUCUGUGAAAACCAGGUUAAUACAAAUUAUCUGGCAACAACCACUGUGCUAAACUCAGAGCCUGUAGUGCGGGAAAAGGUUUACCCCAACAAGAAGGGCCUGCCAAAGCCGGCACCACCCCCUUUGCAGCAGAAAGUAAAUAUAGAGAAGGAGGAAAGAUCAAGCACCAGAAUGCCACCAGUAGGAAUGAGCCACCAAGCUGUGAAUAGAAGGGACCCUUGCACUUCUCCUUUGUUUAGAGCUCCAGUGGAGGUCUGCCAGGUGCGUUCAACCAUGAGGGAACGGUGCAUGGAUCGGGAUAUCCUUAGAGCUACGGUCACCCUGCAGCAGCCAGUGGAGCUGAAUGGAGAAGAUGAGUUAGUGUUCACUGUGGUAGAAGAGCUGUCUAUUGGAAGUAUUGUGGAUAAAGGUAGGCCAUCGAGCAUUAUAAGCUUUAAUAGUGACUGCUCGCUUCAGGCUUUGGCUUCUGGUUCCCGACCUGUCAGCAUUAUCAGCAGCAUCAAUGAUGAAUUUGAUGCGUAUACAUCAACUGUGGGAGGAUCUGAGGUUAACGUUGCAGUGGUCACACCUCUUCAAGAUGGCGCAAUGGAAAGUAUCGACAGCAGGGGCUCUUCUAUCAGUUCUUGGUUGAGUGAGGUCAGUGUCUGCACAUUGGAAAGUGAAGGGGUCCAUUCUGCAGAUGUUUUCAUUCCACAGGCCAAACAUGUGGGACCAGAGGGCACCUUUUAUUUUGAUCCCUUUGACGUGUUUCAUUGUGCAUCGCCCUCAAGAGACCCCAAGAACUCCUUAAAUGACAGUGGCUUUAGUUUUUCUGAACAGGACAGUGACAGUACUGCUUCAAGCAAAUUAUCACUGUCAAAGUGUCCCACAUCACCUGAAUCAACAAAAGGAUCUCUUAGAUUCACAUCGAAAUUUACUAAAGCCCACUCAUUGAGCUCCUCGCCACCUCCACAGGGCCCCUCCGUUAUACACUCCAGUCUGCCCAGGAGGAUUAAACCUACCUCAUCCACCUCUCACAGUAGUAGCAGCAACAGUAGAGAUUCACCAAGGCAAGAGGCUAAACAGGACGAUCCCUGGCAACGCAACAACCACUCAGAACCUCAGAUUUCUGACUCCAGCAGCACCAGCAGAUUUCUAAGAAAUCCCCCUAGUGGCAUCAUUUCCAGCAAAACACCCAACAAUGGCAACAGUGUACCUCGUCCACCCAAGGCGCCAGGGUCUACCUCAUCCCAGAGAGUGGUCGAUGGCUGUGAGAAGUCAGCUACCAAGAAUCCACCCAGUAAAAUGCCUCAGCUGAGACGAGGCGCCACCACCCUGGGAACAGUGCCUGUCAUUCAUUCCUCCACAGAUCACAAAGGAACCCAAGAGGUUUCUGCAUCUACGGCAAGCCUUAAAUUCUCCUCUCUGGGGAAAAACAAGGCAAACUCACAGAAAGCAAGUAAUCUCCCUAAACCUGUCUGUGUCUCUCCACCUCCCCCUCCAGUAAGAAAGUCCAGUCUUGAUCACAAGACCAAGAUCCUGCUGCCCCAAAGUGCCUUAAAGUCAGCAUACGGGGAGGCAGGAAGGACCUCUGGGGUAAGGGUAGCUUUAUCAGAGGAUGAGCUUGAAGUACAUCAGAAAAUAGAUUCUGUUCAUUUAAAAACCUCCAGCCUCAAUACAGCCAAAGUAACCUCCAGCCUGAAGGCCAAAGGGUCUAGAGGAGAUUCUGGGCUGCAUUACGGCAGUCAGAUGUCACUGGAAAAGUGUGAAAGCCUGUCUUUAUCGGGUUCCAGAGCUGUGCUUAGUAGGGAGAACAGUGGGGCAAGUCUAAGUAGCAAAUCCAACAAGCCCAUGCCAAGAUUCGGUAUUCCUAAUUCGUCCAGUUCUCCAAUAGCUACCUUCCAGUCUACUCAAAGUGGUGGAAAUAUUGGUAAAUCUGGUCCAGUAAAAGCUAUUGUAAAUCCCAGGGCAUUAGGAGCAGUUAAUGGAAGUAAAGCACGCUCACUGUCAGCCAAUAGCUCCAAGGGCCUCAGCUCUUCAACAAAAUCUUUGGCCCCUCCUGUGGCCAAAAAUACCAAUGCUAACCUUCCUCCAUCGGGUCGAACAUCAGCCCCUCGGACGACUGCUCCGGCUACAAACAAGCCUGGGAGAGGUACCAUCAUGGGCACAAAGCAGGCCAUUAGGGCUGCAAACAGCCGCGUGAGUGAACUAGCAACAGGUACCAUGUCGGGCAAACAUGGGAGAGGCUCCGGAGAUUCAGACAGUGGGAAUGACAGUGGCGUGAACGUGAGUGAUGACAAGUUGCCCACAGCCAUGCUGCCUUCGCCAUAUAGUAAAAUCACUGCACCAAGGCGGCCUCAGCGAUACAGCAGUGGCCAUGGCAGCGACAACAGCAGCGUACUGAGUGGGGAGCUGCCUCCAGCUAUGGGACGCACAGCUCUGUUCUACCACAGCGGAGGCAGCAGCGGAUAUGAAAGCAUGAUCAGAGACAGUGAGGCCACAGGCAGCGCUUCCUCUGCCCACGACUCCAUGAGCGAAAGCGGGAUGUCAUCGUCAGGCAGAGCACGGAGCUCCAAAUAUCCCAAGAAGAGAGCUAAUGGCUUCCAGAGAAGACGGUUGAUCCCAGCACCCCUGCCAGACACAUCCUCCCUGGGGAAGAAGGUGGGCACAGCAGGCCAGUGGGUGGACUUGCCUCCAAUGUCUGGACCUUUGAAAGAGCCCUUUGAGAUCAAGGUGUAUGAGAUCGACGAUGUGGAACGACUCCAAAGACGGCGUCUGGAGGAAACCACAGAGCAACCAUUCCAGGAUGUUGACAAGGGUCUGCUGUAUUUUAAUAGUAAGUUGAAGAUUCUGGAGAGACGGCAACAGCAAGUGAGGGAACUGAGGGCGAAGCAUCAAGUGUUGUUAGAGGAGCUGGAGGACACAAAGACCCGGCUGAUGAUGGAUCCUAAUAAGUGGAUGGGAGAGUUUGAGGUGGAUCGGGAUUUGGACAAAGAGUCUCCGGAGUACCUGGAGGCGCUGGCGCAGGCCACAGAGGAGCUGGAGUUUUGCGUCAACUUGUGCAAGUCCCAUGUCAUGAUGGUGACCUGUUUCGACAUCAGCAUGCCGUCGACAUGCUGCCCUGCAGAGGGACUGCGUGAAGUUGAGGUCUGAGGACGACAGAAAGUCGAGAAGAGGAAGUGAGAAGAGACGGAGGGAGAAGGAGGAUUUUGUGGAUACCACUGGAGAGAAGAACAACCGAGAACGAGAUGUGGAUGCGAGUGGAGCUUUACUUAGAAACAGAGAAACACAUCACUGUUGAGCUGCGGUGCCUCGUUGUCUCCAGGACAGAGCAGAGAAAUGAAGCGUGAGCACAAAUGCUGCUGUCGUCAUGGCAGCACAGUGGCUAUCACUUACUGAAAAGUCAAUGAAAAACACCUGGAAGUGCCUUUCUUAUGAUUUAGUUUGACUCGUUAUUUUUCUUACGAUGCGGGCAUAACCUGAACACGAUGCUUUUAAAACAAAUAUUUUAUACUGCCUUGUAUAUUGUAUUUAAAUGAAUGUGUGGUGUGUACAUUUAGUCAUUUGAGGGGGGAUUAAAAUAAAGAAAAAAGAGAAUUAGCAAUAAGCUAAUGUUGUUACGCUCCCAGACGUUUGCCUUUUCUCUUGUUUCAAACCUCAAGCAGCAUUUUAUCCAUGUCCAUUCAGCCUCUUGCGCCUUAAGUUACAUCUCUGGUUAUGCCGUUGGUUCGAUUUUUGAAACUGGACUUUAUUUCAUCCAGAUGCAUUUACUGUUAACGUUCUUCUCCUGCUAGCUGGCCUGUAAAAGUUUGCAGGGUGGAAUGAAAAUGUUUCCCUCUAGUUGCCUUGGUCAAAACGUGUCUCUGUGGACGAGUGGAGGUGGAGGAGAUGUGACGUUGCCCCUGUGGUCAUCUCGCUAGAAACAAGAGAUGAAGCCAAAACAAUCAGCGGGGCAGUGAGAUGGAUUAUUUAUGAUUCAGCCAUUCUUCUGGUGCCUCAGUAAGUCGUCAUGCAACCCUGAGAGAUUUUUACAUUUUUAUUCACCUGUGACAAAAGUAUGGUGGUUACAAUUAAAGGGGUGAACACAAGGAAACAGCCUCUUCUUAGUACCUUCCUGUGCUGCCAAACCUCCGUUCUAUGCAUUCCAGUACAUUUUACAGCAACUACUUACAUAGUAUCUCAUUUGAGACCUAAAUACGAGCUUCUUUUAUCCCCAACUUGGGCAGUCAAAAUUGAUUUUGUAUCCGAAAGAUUAGUUCUUCAUGAAAGGACUCGGAGAAAAAAGAAAGACAAGCUAAAUCAAUCAGGAUCUGAGCUCUGAAGCUGCUAGAAUGUGCCGAUGAAUCAAACGGCGGACAGAGAGAACAAAGACGACUGGUGAAAAUGAUUUUUCCUGAAAAUAAACAAAAAAACCAAACCACUGGCUAUGAUCUAUCUCACUUUGUUCUGUUUCUAUCUCUAUGGCGGAUUUUGCUUCGCGUUUCUUUUUCACAAAGACGUUCUCUCUCUCAGGCCCUCUCUGAAGAUGCUGCAUGAGCUUUUUAAAUCAUUUUUACGGAUGCUUUCUACUCCCAUUUCUACCAUUCUAAUUUUUUACAACAAUUUAAGUUUUCACUGACUUAGGACUAGACUCAUAAACUGAAUGAUUAUUACCAAACCGAGACCUUUUUUUUCCUAGAAAUGAUUCUAUGUAAGGUCAUGUUUCAUAUCAAAACACAUAUUUUUUAAUAUCUUUGUUUUUUUGUUUGUAUAGGAUUUUCAAACCUUGUGUAAAAAUGUACAAUAUGGCAGCUUGUGUUUACUUUUACUGUACCUGUGAAUAAAAUGUUUCUUCUUACUGGUGA